AUGUCCCUUCCCCCUGAAGCUCUCAUUAGCCCCUUCCAACGGGAAGAUGUGACUUGGGAUAUUUAAUUCCAGAUGUCCCAGCUGUGAGUUCUCCACGGCCCUUUGAAUGGGACCAUCUGAAAAGCCAUCCACUGGCUGGAGGCAAGAGGAAGCAGAGAUGCAAAUUGGUUCCACGCUGGAUUGGAAGAGCAGGGGGUGGAGGCUGGAAGACAGGAGCACUGCCCCUUUCCUCUUUCCCCCAGCCCUGUCCUUCCUCCUCCUCUUACCACUGGCCAGUGCUCUGCAGCCCAUCCCACUGCGCUUUCCAGAGGUGAGGCUGGUGGGGGGCCCAAGCCGCUGCCGGGGGCGCCUGGAGGUCCUGCAUAGUGGCUCUUGGGGCAGUGUCUGCGAUGAUGAUUGGGACGUGGUGGAUGCCAACGUGGUGUGUCGUCAGCUGGGCUGUGGCCUGGCACUGCCCGUGCCUCGGCCCCUUACCUUUGGCCAGGGUCAAGGCCCCAUCCUGCUGGACAACGUGGAGUGCCAGGGGCAGGAAGCUGCAUUGAGCGAGUGUGGCAGCCGAGGCUGGGGUGUUCACAACUGUUUUCAUUAUGAGGACGUCGCUGUCCUGUGUGAUGAAUUCUUGCCCAUGCAGCCCCCAACAAGGAAAGUGUUAACGAGUAAGGUGCCCCUUACAACUCCCAAGAAUGGGAAAGGUGAGGGCAGUGUGCGCCUGGUCGGGGGUAUGGGCCCUUGCCAAGGCAGGGUGGAAAUCCUGCAUGGCGGCCUGUGGGGCACCGUGUGCGACGAUGACUGGGGGCUGCCGGACGCCGCCGUCGUUUGCCACCAGCUGGGCUGUGGAGCAGCCCUGGCCGCGACCACCAACGCCUUCUUCGGCUAUGGCACGGGGCACAUCCUGCUGGACAACGUGCACUGCGAAGGUGGCGAAUCCCGCCUGGCUGCCUGCCUGAGCCUGGGCUGGGGCGUGCACAACUGCGGCCACCACGAGGACGCCGGAGCACUCUGCGCAGUCCUGGGUACCCCAACUCAGGCAGCACUGCCACCCUUGGCCACAAGAGAGGACUCGGCCUGGCACACAGAGCCAGAGACUACGGGAGUUGGUGCCCUGCCUUCCAAGGAGACAGCACUGUUCACCACAGCUGCCUGGGCCUCAGGGAAGAAAAGUGGUCGGCUGCGGCUAGUGGGCGGCCCGGGCCGGUGCCGAGGCCGCGUGGAGGUGAUGUACGCCGGGAGCUGGGGCACCGUGUGCGACGAUGACUGGGACUUCGCGGAUGCGCGCGUGGCCUGCCGCGAGGCAGGCUGCGGGCCUGCACUGGGCGCCACGGGCCUCGGCCACUUCGGCUACGGCCGCGGCCCGGUGCUUCUGGACAACGUGGGCUGCGCCGGCACAGAAGCCCGCCUGAGCGACUGCUUCCACCUGGGCUGGGGCCAGCACAACUGCGGCCACCACGAGGAUGCGGGCGCGCUCUGCUUAGGCCCAGAGGAGCUAGGACUGCAAGUCCAGCAGGACGGUUCUGAGACCACACAGGUCCCGACUCCUCGGCCCAGGGAUGGGCACCUACGUCUGGCCAGUGGAGCCCACAGAUGCGAGGGGCGAGUAGAGCUCUUCCUAGGACAGCGGUGGGGCACUGUGUGCGAUGACGCUUGGGAUCUUCGGGCAGCCACUGUCCUGUGCCGCCAGCUGGGCUGUGGCCAGGCCCUGGCAGCCCCUGGUGAAGCCCACUUUGGCCCAGGUCAAGGCCCUAUCCUCCUGGACAAUGUCAAGUGCCAUGGGGAUGAGAGUGCCCUUCUGCUCUGUUCUCAUAUCCGCUGGGAUGCCCACAACUGUGACCACAGUGAGGAUGCCAGUGUCCUGUGCCGGCCAUCAUGACCCAGCCUGCUUUGCACACCAUCUCUUCUGGGAAUAUACUGUGGCCUUCCCCCUUUCUCCAGGAAGCCCUCCUCUGACAACCACAGUUCACUCUCCCCUACCCUCUUGCCUGGGAGAGAACCUGCUCAGACAGUGUGGUCCUGUAUGGGGGGGGUCUGUCUGGCUUUACCCCAUCAACUGAUUGUGUGACUUCACCUGGCAUCAACUAUUGUGGACCCAAUUCAAUGACAGCUCCCCUUCUGCUCAACCACAAUAGAAAACGGGGAGGGGAAGAGUGACUCCUAACUCUUCUCUUUGGCAGGGGCCACUGUUACCUGCCUUCCUGGACCCUUGUCCAGGAGGUUCAGGAGCUCUCUGUAAAUAAGGUAUCUCCCUUCCCCUACCCAUCUUGGGAUCCCCAAGAAGAGGGAAAGCAGAAAAGGCCUACAGCUCUUACCUUAGACUGCCUGGACCUGCAGAAGAACCUGGGUCAUUGCCCUGGCCUUCUCUAUGAGGGCCCAGACUCAGAUGGUGCUUGGUUGGACAGGGGGACUGGAGGGGCCAAAGCAGGGACAGUGGCCCCUCCUUGCAGCUGGGACCAGCAUCUCUGAUUUGUGCUGCCCCACCACAGAGCCUCCACUUUGCAAUAGCAAAGAACCCAGGGGGCCUAUAGCCACCUGUUCAUAGGUGCCAAGUCAAUAAAGCAUUU
Molecule: messenger RNA, 2555 nt
Organism: Manis javanica (Malayan pangolin)
Lineage: Eukaryota; Metazoa; Chordata; Mammalia; Pholidota; Manidae
Gene: SSC4D
Product: scavenger receptor cysteine rich family member with 4 domains
Cellular component (GO): membrane
Source: RefSeq, a predicted model, not a curated record